Hemiscyllium ocellatum (epaulette shark) is the source of this 11982-nucleotide messenger RNA. Its product is annotated as collagen alpha-6(VI) chain-like. The transcript is spliced from 47 exons. Bases 41 to 11029 code for a protein of 3662 amino acids. NCBI's taxonomy places the organism in Eukaryota, Metazoa, Chordata, Chondrichthyes, Orectolobiformes, Hemiscylliidae. Gene Ontology annotation, molecular function: extracellular matrix structural constituent conferring tensile strength; serine-type endopeptidase inhibitor activity. The record is from RefSeq and is a predicted model, not a curated record. Gene Ontology annotation, biological process: extracellular matrix organization.
UGGACCGCUCUAGGUGUGGUUACUUGGAACUCGAGUCGAGAUGAAAUUCUUUGAAGUGGGAGUGAUAUUCUUUCUUCUCUCAAGUAAUCUGCAUUUGGUCAUCUCUCAGCCACAUGAACAGUAUGCGGAUAUUGUCUUUCUCAUCGAUGGAUCUGAUUAUAUGACACAAGCAGAAUUUGCUCAGUUGCGAUUAUUUCUUAUCAAAAUGCUGAACAAAAUGGACAUUGGUGCUGACAGAUACCAGAUUGGACUGGCUCAGUACAGUGAUCAAGCAAAAAUUGAGUUCUUACCCAAUACAUUUCAAGAUAAGGCCGGGCUGAUUUCUUACCUAAGAAAGAAUUUGCGAUUUAAAGGUGGAUCAGCAUUGAACACAGGGGGUGCAAUGGAGUACCUACACACAAACGUCUUCACAGCAGCAGCAGGAAGUCGAAAGCAGGAAGGAGUUCCACAAAUUGCAAUAGUAAUUACUUCAAGGAGAUCACAGGAUGAUGUCACAAGGGCAGCUGCAGCUUUGAAAAGUGAUGGCAUCAAAAUUCUCCCCAUUGGUGUAAGGAAUUCUGAUCAGAAUGAGCUGAACACCAUAGCAUUUUCGCCAAGUAACAUUCACCAGAUCACCUCUCGAAUCAUUCCUAUUGACCUGGCAAAAGUUAUAACCAAGAAAGUGACCGAUAUACUCAGUUCUCUACAACAGCCUCCCACAGAUGUCCCAGAUAUGCCAAGUGAUCCAGGAAAACAGUAUGCGGAUAUUGUCUUUCUCAUCGAUGGAUCUGAUUAUAUGACACAAGCAGAAUUUGCUCAGUUGCGAUUAUUUCUUAUCAAAAUGCUGAACAAAAUGGACAUUGGUGCUGACAGAUACCAGAUUGGACUGGCUCAGUACAGUGAUCAAGCAGAAGCUGAGUUCUUACCCAAUACAUUUCAAGAUAAGGCCAGGCUGAUUUCUUACCUAAAAAAGAAUUUGCGAUUUAAAGGUGGAUCAGCAUUGAACACAGGGGGUGCAAUGGAGUACCUACACACAAACUUCUUCACAGCAGCAGCAGGAAGUCGAAAGCAGGAAGGAGUUCCACAAAUUGCAAUAGUAAUUACUUCAAGGAGAUCGCAGGAUGAUGUCACAAGGGCAGCUGCAGCUUUGAAAAGUGAUGGCAUCAAAAUUCUCCCCAUUGGUGUAAGGAAUUCUGAUCGGAAUGAGCUGAACACCAUAGCAUUUUCGCCAAGUAACAUUCACCAGAUCACCUCUCGAAUCAAUCCUAUUGACCUGGCAAAAGAUAUAACGAAGGAAGUGACUGAUGUACUCAAUCCUGUACAACAGCCUCCCACAGAUGUCCCAGAUAUGCCAAGUGACCCAGGAAUCCCUCCUGAAGAAGAAGACUGGAAGACACCUGCAGUGUGUCAAACAGCUACUGUUGCUGAUAUUGUUUUUGUUGUGGAUGAAUCAAGUAGCAUUGGAAAGUCAAGCUUUCAACUGAUCCGUCAGUUCCUUUACAAUAUUGUCAAAGUCUUGGAUGUUGGACGUGACAAGGUCCAAAUUGGUUUGGUUCACUACAGCACACUUACAAAUCCAAAGUUUCAACUGAACGAUUUUCACGAUAAGUCUGAAAUCCUGACAAGGAUCCAAAAACUACCGUAUCGAGGAGGAGGAACUUACACAGGAGCGGCCAUCGAAUAUGUCAAGCAGAGAUACUUUGUCCCAAACUCUGGCAGCCGCAUAAAUCAAGGUGUUCCUCAGAUUGCAAUCGUGAUCACUGACGGCAAAUCCCAGGAUGAUGUGACCGAUCCAGCCGUUGCCCUGCGGCGUUCUGGCGUCACAGUCUUUGCUUUUGGAAUCAAAGAUGUCAACGAGACCGAACUCCAAAAUAUCGCCUCAUAUCCUUCGAGAAGUUAUGUUCAAAUAGUCCAGGAAUUUGACCAACUAAAGCGAAUGGAGGAACUCAUUCAGAAGAGGAUUUGCAAUGCGAUACGUAACUCGAUUUCGAAAGUUCCCGAGCAAAUUGAGCAACUUCAACAUGGCUGUUCUGAAACUGAAGAAACUGAUGUCUUCUUCCUAGUUGAUGGCUCAGGCAGCAUAUUGCCUGAGAACUUCCAAGAUUUGAAAAAAUUCCUGGUUGAGGUAGUGAGCUUCUUCACAGUUGGUGCUAACCAGGUUCGUUUCGGUGUUGUGCAGUAUGCAGAUGGCCCACAAACUGAAUUGGAAAUCACUCAGUACACCAGCAAAACAAGAUUAAUACAGGCAAUUAAGCGCAUUGCUCAAGUCGGUGGGGGCACUAGGACAGGCCAAGCAUUGACCUAUAUGAAGAAUUUCAUCAGUAAAGCAGAGCAAAGCCGACCAGCUGGUGUGCAGCGUUUCCUGAUCACCCUCACGGAUGGACAGUCAGCAGAUGAUGUAACGGGACCUGCUGCAGAAAUAAGGCAACAAGGGGUCACUGUCUAUGCCAUUGGUGUCGGAGAUGCAAAAGAGAAUGAACUACAACUCAUUGCUGGUGCUGCUGAAAGAGUUUUUUACACAAGAAGCUUUGAUACAUUGACACACAUGAAAAACAAAGUGGUCCGGGAUAUUUGUUCAAAGGAAGUCUGCAGUCAGCUUGACCGAGUCGACAUCAUCUUCCUCAUUGAUUCAUCAGGAAGCAUACAGGCUGAAGAUUUUGCGCAUAUGAAAAAAGUAAUGACUGAUUUUGUUGAUAAAACCAACUUGGGAUUAGAUAAAGUUCACAUUGGUUUGCUCCAAUUUAGCUCCAGACCCAAAGCUGAGUUCCAACUGAAUGUCCACUCAGUAAAAGCUGAUCUAAACACAGCGAUUGGAAACAUACAGCAGCUGGGAGGGGGAACUCUCACAGGUAAAGCACUGACCUUCGCAGCAAAUUACUUUGAUGAAGCUAAAGGAGGUCGCCCUGAUGUUCCUCAGUACCUCGUAGUGAUAACUGAUGGAGAGGCUCAGGAUGAGGUCCUUCAACCUGCCAAAGCCAUAAGGGAUAAAGGUGUCACCGUGUUCGCUGUGGGAGUAUUCAAUGCUAACAGCACGCAGCUUCUGGAAAUUGCAGGAGAACCGGAAAAAGUCUACUAUGUUGAAGACUUCAAAUCACUGGAAGAAACAGGACAGCAAUUAUUGUGGGAGAUUUGCAGCUCACAUAAAGAUUGCUGGAAGGCACAAAUCGCAGAUAUUAUUUUUGUAAUCGAUGGAUCGGGGAGCAUAUCGGGAACUCAGUUUAACAACAUGAAACGUUUCAUGGUAGGAAUGGUGAACAAUUCUGAUGUUGCUACAGACAAGGUUAAGUUUGGGGCUGUGCUGUACGGUAAUAGCCCUCAAACUGUCUUCCAUCUCGAUCAAUUCACAAGUAAAGAUGACGUCAGUAAAGCAAUUUAUGAAAUGAAUACUGUAGGUGGAGCUACCUUUACUGCAAAGGCCCUCGAUUUUGCAAAUGGGCUUUUAGAUCCAUUAGAAGGUGGUAGAAAGCAGUUUGGAGUGCCCCAAUUUCUUCUGGUCAUUACUGAUGGGCUGUCAACUGACAGAGGAGAUUUAAAUUCUGUAGUGAAGGUAAUCAGCGAUGAAGGUGUUAAUAUAUACACAGUCGGUGUAGCUGAUGCAAAUCAAGAUGAACUCCUUCAGAUUUCUGGAUCUCCAGAAAACUCCUUCUAUGUGCAAGAGUUUGAAGACUUGGAACGAUUGAUGAACACCAUAUCCCAGAAAUUCUGUCAUGACUCUAAGCCCGAUUGUGAUGUUUACGAAGCAGACAUUGUUUUUUUAAUUGAUGGCUCAUCAAGUAUUUCUGCAAGUGAUUUCAAUCAGAUGAAAGAUUUCUUGAAAUACGUGGUGCGGAUGUUUACUGUUGGUCAGACAAACGUCCAGUUUGCUGUUGCCCAAUACAGCGAAGGACAAGUCGCUAUUUUUCAGCUGAAUGAGAUGAGUGUUCAAAGUGAGCUGAUUGACCGAAUUGAUAAAAUCAUCCAACUCACUGGUGGAACCUUGACAGGGAAGGCACUUGAGUUUGUGAUGGAUUUCUUUGAAACAUCAGCAGGAAGUCGAAAGCUACAAGGGGUCCCUCAGUACUUACUUGUCAUUACUGAUGGCUUGUCCGAAGACAGUGUGGUUGCCCCAGCCAGCAACUUGAGAAAGGAAAAUAUCAAUGUUUUUGCAGUUGGCAUUGGACAAACAAAUGACAAUGAGCUAAUUCAAAUUAGUGGUGCACCAGAGAGAAAAAUUUAUAUUGAGGACUUUGGUGAGUUAGACACAAUUAAAAGGAGAAUUGUCCGUCAUCUGUGCACUCCGCCUGUGGAAGCUGACUUGGCAGAUCCUGGAGCUGAUGUGGUGUUCAUGGUUAAUAGUCAAGAUAGCCAAGUACUUAAAAUGAUUCAGAAAUUUAUAAUGGGAACUAUUGGACAGUUGAAUGUUGGACUGGACAAAUACAGAAUUGGAUUUUCGCAAUUCGGCAAGGAUGUGAAAACAGAAUUUUUAUUGAAGCAUUCUGUUAGCAAGAAGGACAUGUUGAAUCACUUAAUGAAGAGUUACAGCCUUCAAGAUGGACCACCACUGGCUAUACCAGAUGCCAUUCAUCACCUACAAACAACUGACUUCACAUCAUCGGCUGGAAGUAGGAAGAAUGAAAACAUUCCUCAAAUCGCAGUAAUAAUUACUGACGCAUCGUCACAGGAUGCUGUUAAAGAUCAUUCCAAAAUUUUAAUCAAAGACGGUGUAAGGGUUAUCUCCAUUGCCAUAUCAAAAUCAGAGACUGACCAACCACAAAUAGGAAUGGAUUAUUCAUUGGACUCAUUUGUUUCCCUGUACUCGUACUUGAAUCGGCUAUACCAAUAUUCAGAUGAUCUGUCUCUCACAAUACGAAAUAUUACUAAAGAAGAGAGCAAGGUUGAAAAACCAUCAGUGUGCCAGUCAGACUUAAUUGCUGAUAUUGUUUACCUGGUGGAUGAAUCUGGCAGCAUUGGGGAAACAAACUUUGAACUGAUGCGUAAUUUUCUGGUCCGUGUUACCAGCGCGCUGGACAUAGGUCAUGACAAAGUGCAAAUUGGUUUGGUUCAAUACAGUGAUGCUACCACACCAGCACUUUACCUUAACACAUUCCAAACAAAGGUCAGUGUGCUUGACCAUAUAAAAGCAAUGCCUUAUAGGAAAGGACGGACAAAUACUGGGGCCGCCAUUGAUUAUGUGAUGCAUAAUUACUUUAAUGAAAGUCGUGGUAGUAGGAAAAGACAAGGAGUUCCUCAGAUUGCUAUAGUAAUUACUGAUGGAAAAUCAUCUGAUGAGGUCUCAGCACCAGCCCAGGCCCUGCGGAGUCAUGGUGUUACUGUCUAUGCUUUGGGAAUUAAGGAUGCCAUUGUAGCUGAACUCGAAGACAUCGCCUCAUAUCCUCCAAACAAGUAUGUUUCCAAUAUUGAGGACUUUGGCCACUUGAGGUCAUUGGAAACUCAAAUACAGAAGAAGAUUUGCAGUGAGAUUAUAGACAUAAUCUCUGUUAAACCACAUGAAGAAGAGAUUCUUCAACAAGGCUGUGUUGAAACAGAACAAGCUGAUAUUUUUUUCCUGAUUGAUGGGUCAGGUAGUAUACAGCCCAACAACUUUGAAGAGGUUAGAACAUUUCUGUCAGACGUGACGAAGCUCUUCAGUAUUGGAGCAGACCAAGUUCGCGUUGGGGUUGUGCAGUAUUCAGAUCAUGUAAAAUCUGAAUUUGAAAUAACUCGAUAUACCAAUGAAGCGGGACUAUUGGGAGCGAUUAAACAAAUUGUUCAAGUCGGAGGAGGCACCGAAACAGGCCGUGCAUUAUCCUAUAUGACGACUUAUAUCGAUGAAGCGAAGCGCAGCCGGAACACCGAAGUGCAGCGUGUACUGAUCACUCUCACAGAUGGAGAGUCAAGUGAUAAUGUAACGAGUCCUGCGAUGGAAGUGAGGCAACAGGGGGUGGUUGUCUAUGCUGUUGGUGUAGGAGCUGCCAACAAAAGUGAACUUCGGCUCAUUGCAGGAGCUGACAACAGAGUUUUUUACGUAAAAAACUUUGAUGCUUUAUCAGAUAUAAAAAACAAAAUUGGACGGGCCAUCUGUAUAGAUAAAGCUUGCAAUCCUGACCGUAAAGCUGACAUCAUCUUUCUAAUCGAUGGAUCAAGCAGUAUAAAUGACGAAGACUUCAAGAAAGUGAAGUCAUUCUUGAUAAGUUUUAUAAAUAAAAGCAAUAUUGCACCAGAUAAGAUUCAAAUUGGGUUAAUACAAUAUUCCACAGAAGUAAAGCUAAUGUUCCAGCUUAAUAAAUACUUUUUAAAAAAUGAUCUGUACAAAGCAAUUGGUGACAUGAAACAGAUUGCAACAAAUACUCUGACUGGCAAUGCACUGACAUUUACAUUGAACUAUUUUGAUGAAGCUAAAGGGGGUCGCCGUGGUGUUCUACAGUAUCUCAUCGUGAUAACUGAUGGAAAGGCACAGGAUGAGGUCCUUGAACCAGCCAAAGCCAUAAGGGAUAAAGGAGUCAUCGUGUUCGCAGUGGGCAUAGGUGAUGUAAACUACGCGCAGCUUGAGGAAAUGGGGGGAUCCCCGGAAAAAGUUCAGUACAUUGACAACUUUGAUCUGUUGAAAGAUCAAGAAGCAGAAAUCUUGUGGGAGAUGUGCAAUUCAGAUAAAAAUUGCAGAAGGACCGAACAGGCUGACAUUUUAUUUGUAAUCGAUGGAUCAGGUAGCAUUAAACCGUAUCAAUUUGAAAGCAUGAGGAAUUUCAUGUUGGCCCUGGUGAACCAGACCAACGUUGGCCCGGGCAAGGUUCAAAUUGGAGCUUUGAUAUUUGGUGAUGCACCCAAAACCGUAUCUCGGCUGGACAAAUGGCGAACAAAAGCUAAAGUGCAAGAGGAAAUCAUGCAAUUAAACAGUGUAGGUGGAAGCACUUACACAGUUGAAGCCCUUGCACAUGCAGAAACUCUUCUGAGUAAACAAUAUGGUGGACGAAGAGAAGCUGGAGUUCCUCAGUUCUUGAUCAUCAUUACUGAUGGGGAAGCAACAGUUAAACAAGGAUUGGAAGCUAAAGCCAGAGCUAUCAGAGACAGCAAUGUUGAGAUCUUUGCUGUUGGUGUAGAUCAAGCCGAUGAAAAAGAACUACAGACAAUUGCGGGAUCAGAUAAGAAUUGGUUUUAUGUUCACAACUUUACUCAUUUGGAGUAUUUAUCCCGAAACAUUUCUCAGAAGAUAUGUUUGGAAACCAAACCAGAUUGCGAACUAUCUGAAUCAGAUAUUGUUUUUCUAAUUGAUGGAUCAGAAAGUAUUAAGGCAAAGCAAUUUGUGUCCAUAAAGACAUUCGUGAAGUACGUCAUUGAAAAGCUGAGUAUUGGCCGUACAAAAUUUCAGUUCGCAGUAGCUCAAUAUAGCACAGAGCCAAGAGCUGAAUUUUAUCUGAAUGAGUCUAAGGACCAAAAUGAUCUCUUUAAAAAAAUUGACAAGAUCAACCAAAUAAAAGAUGGCACCAGAACAGGGAAGGCACUUCAGUUUGUGAUGAAAUUCUUUGAACCGUCAGUAGGAAGCCGAAAGCUGAAGGGGGUUCCUCAGAACCUGUUGGUGAUCACGGAUGGGGAAUCCAAAGACAGCGUGGCCAACCCUGCCAGUGACUUGAGGAAGAAAAACAUCAAUGUUCUUGCUAUCGGUAUUCAAGAAGCAAGUCCAAAUCAGUUGGUCGAAAUCGCUGGAUCUCCAGACAAAAAGUUCCAUGUCUCAUCAUUCAAUGAGUUAGACAAAAUUAAACGAAGAGUAGUUCGUGAACUUUGCACUGAAUCUUGUAAAGCCUGCACGGUUGAUGUUGCUGUGGGAUUUGACACCUCAGAGCAGAGACAGUUUGAAGACUUACUUGCUGGUCAAAAUACAUUGCAAGUAAAGCUAGAUGAAAUCUUCAAAGUAAUUACCUCUCUAAAGACGGUGAGCUGCGAGUCAGUUUCCCAUUUGGAAACAAGAGUUGGGGUAUAUAUCAAAGACAAGAAUGGCGUGGCAGUCCAUGAGACCCGAUUUGAUGAAAACAUUUCAAAACUGGCGAAUAGCCUGAAAGGUGUCAAGACAAGCAGUCAAGUUAUUUUAAAUGCGAAGACUUUAGAAUCGUUUUGGGGGAAAUUCAAUGAAUCUACUUCAAAAAUCAAGGUGAUUUUAUUCUUCACGGAUGGAUUAGAUGACUCCUUAGAUCACCUCAAGCGAACAUCGCAAAUGCUCAGAGAAAAUGGAGUCCAUGCACUCAUCCCAGUGGCUAUGGAAGGUGCUGUAGAUGCUAAUGAAAUACAUAAAAUUGAGUUUGGAACUGGAUUUGCGUACAAAGACCAACUAUCAAUGCAAGUUGGCAAUAUGGAAAGUGCCUUGCUGGAAAAGAUGAGAGCAGUUGCGGAAAAGCAAUGUUGUAAUGUAAAGUGCCUUUGCACUGGAGAAACAGGAGGGUACGGAAAUGCUGGAAGAAACGGGGAUGCGGGAAAUUCUGGCCAGCGUGGGCCCACUGGCUUUCCAGGACUAGACGGGGAUACGGGACCAAGAGGCCCACCAGGUAUCACUGGCAAUCAAGGAUCCACAGGAUGCCAAGGUUACAGAGGCAGAAAGGGAAAGACAGGUUAUCGAGGAAUGAAGGGUAACGAAGGGACCUGCGGUAUUGAUGGAAUCCAAGGAGAGCAGGGAGAGGCUGGAGAGCCGGGCAAGGCUGGGGAACACGGGAAGCCAGGAUAUCUGGGUAAGAAAGGCUCGAAGGGAGACAUGGGUGAGCGUGGUCUACUUGGAUUACGUGGAGACCCGGGCAGUGCUGGUAUUAAUAUCAACACACCAGGUGAAAAAGGCAACAAAGGAAAUCCGGGACUACAGGGUGAGGCGGGAAAACCUGGUGAAAAUGGACUUGCCGGUGCAACAGGCAAUCGAGGCCCAGAAGGUCCAAGGGGAAUGCUAGGCACAAAGGGACAAUCUGGGAUCCCUGGGAAGCCAGGUCGUAAAGGAGAUCCGGGAAUCCGAGGAUCACAGGGAGAACAUGGGAUUCCAGGACCUAAAGGUCAAAAAGGUGGGAGUGGAAACAGAGGUCAACAGGGUCCAAAUGGAAUUUCUGGUCUUGAUGGAAUAGAUGGAAAUCCUGGAGCUAAAGGACGUCCUGGUCUACAUGGAAAUCCAGGCAUCAAAGGCACCAUAGGACAGGCAGGACCUCGGGGGAGUCCGGGCAUGGAUGGUGCAAGUAGAUUUGGUUCUCCAGGAAUAAAGGGAAGAAAGGGGGACGGAGGAGGCAUCGGAAGCCCUGGACUUCAGGGAGAAAUUGGCGAACCUGGUCAAUCAGGCAAUGCCGGAUCCAAGGGAGCAAGAGGAACAAGGGGUAAUGCUGGAUCUCCUGGUGAGCAUGGGAUUCCAGGUGAUUACGGACCACCUGGACCUCCUGGCCACAAAGGACCGGAUGGCAUUACUUCCAUGUCGCCAUGUGAACUAAUAUCGUAUGUUCGAAAGAAUUGUGCUUGUUGUUCGAGAAGAAGAGGAAUAUGCCCGGCGUACCCCACAGAGUUGGCAUUUGCUCUGCAUGUGUCUGAAGAUGUUACACCAGCAAUAUUUCAAAGGAUGAAGACCAUUGUAAUAGAUUUUGUCAAGAAUAUUAACAUCGCUGAAAGCAACUGUCCCAUAGGGGCCCGUGUAGCAGUGCUGACCUACAGUAAUGCGGCAGAGACUUUCAUUCGAUUUUCAGACUUUAGGAAAAAACAGUUACUGCUGAAAGAAAUGGAGGCACUGACAUUUGCGCGAUCAAGAAGCGGACGGAAUAUUGGCGAUGGUAUGGAGUUUGUUGCAAGAAAUACUUUUAAGCGAGUUCGCAACGGUCUCCUUGUGAAGAAAAUAGCUGUCUUCAUCACGAAUGGUGGACCCCAAAACAUUGAGGCUUUAGUUGAAGCUGAUAAACGGCUCACUGCUACAGGUGUCAUUCCAGUCAUCAUCUCCUUUAGGAACAUCCAAGAAGUAGAACAGGUUUUCGGGGAUGCAGUGACUGUAUUGCCAAGGCAGACCGCAAGAUCGCAAGAAAUGUUACGCCGCAUCCAGUUAUGCACAUUAUGCUAUGAUGUGUGUGAGCCAUCUUCUGACUGUCCAACAGCCAGAAGCUCCAUUGUUUUUCCAGUGAACUUGGACUUCACAAUCAUAGUCGAUGAUCUGCAGCAAAUGGAACCUGAAAACUCUGAAAAUAUUCGGCGUUUCCUACAAUCAACGAUUAUUGAGUUUAUAAAUUCCACAGACUCAAACACCCGGCUGGCUGUGGUGCAGCAGACACCAAGAUACGGGAAAGAUUCACUUAACCUAGAGUUUGGAGUUUUGGAUUAUACUGCAAAAACGCUGAAGAAGAGACACAUCCAACAUUCAUCCAAUCAACUAGAGAGCCCCUCUGGCAUUGGCAGUGCUAUUGAGUGGAGCUUGAAAAACCUCAUCUCAAAUUUCUCAACUCAGCAAAAGGUUUUCUUUACAAUAUUUUCAGAAGAAACAAGUAUCGAUGAGAAAAAACUGCUGGAAAUAUCUCAAGAUGCCAAAUGUAAAGGUUUUGUAAUGUUUGCAUUAGCCCUCGGGAAGGUAGCUAAUGUUGCAGCCCUGAAGGAGUUUGUUAGUUUUCCUUCUGAUCAACAUCUCAUUCAUCUGGAUAGAGUCCAGAAGGAUGAAAUUGAAUACGCACAAAAGUUUACAAUGGCUUUUCUGAAACAUCUUGCAAUGGGAAUCAAUAAGUAUCCACCUGCAUCUCUACUGAAGGAAUGUGAACGAAUAAAAUCUCAGGGAACAGGAAAUAUCAGUACCUCAGCAAAGUUAGAGCGAGUGCAAGACAUGAUGCAAGACGUCGAAGAAGAAGAACCAAAGGUCAAUAGUAAAGGUGAACACAAAGGAAGUAAAUCAUCAACAAUAAAAAAUAAAGAUAUAUGUGCACUGAAAGUCGAAGAAGGGAACUGUUACUUCUACCGAUUGAAAUGGUUCUUUGACACAACAUUACAAGUCUGCAAAAGGUUCUGGUAUGGUGGCUGUGAGGGAAAUCAGAAUAGAUUUGAUACCCAAGACGACUGUGAAGCCUUUUGUCUGAAGUCCACCUUCUAAAUAUGAUAUGCAAGGACUAAAUCUUAUUUAACAUGCACCUUUGAGAGGUAGAAUAAGAAAAAGCAAUGUUGCAUUGGAAAAAAACAAAAACUCUUGUUUUGCAUAUGCAAAUUAAAUAAACUUUUGGGAACAGCAAUGCUACCAAUUCAUACCAAGCACAACUUUGAACAUAAUAUACACUAAAUAAUAUACUCAAAAUCAAGCAAUAAGUCACUGUUUCUUUCUAUGUUUAUUCUGAAUUGCUCUAUUCCAGUCAGACUGUUUAGAAUUUGCUUUGGGUUCAACACACAUUUUUGUGAAUUGAUCAAUAAGGAACUCCAAUGUAGGAGAGAUAUGGCACAAUGUGAGACUUAGCUACGCUCAUCCUGGGUCAUCACAGCCCUCUUUGAACUUCACAGGGUUGGGAAAAAUACCCAUGCUGUUAAUGAAAAGAUGUUUUUUUUUAGUUUAUCACAGGUAGGGUAAACAUUAAAGACUAUUCACGUUGUUUUCAGUUCAGACAUACCUAGGACAGAAACAUACAUUUUUCAGUUCAGUUCAGGUGACAUCAGGUUCAAACUUAGAAGUAAGAUGAGUUUCUGUCCGAGGAGAAGUUCAGGGAACCAGUUAGCUCACUGGAGAGAUUUAGUUUGUGUAAGUACCAAACCAGAAAUGUUAUCAAAACUGAGAAAGUUAAACUCUCAGUUUUGACAAUAGUUUAUGCCAGCAGACUUGGGAAGAAUGUAUCAAAUUGUCUGCACAGUUCAGAGGACAAAUAACUGUAAAGAGUCUGUUAAUUGAACCCUAAGGUGUUGAGAUAGCGAAUAAUUCCUUGAUACAAAUAGUAUCAGAAAAAGCUUGAUGCUUUGUUCUAAUAUUUGUGUUGUAAGAUCAUUCUAAUUGUCUUCUAUAUUUAGAUAGCUCUGUUUUAUUUUAUUAUUUCUUUUUGUAAUAAAUGUCUGUUGUUAAAGAAA